AUGACUAUCAGGAGGAUGAUUUAUAAUAUUGCCACCGAGUUUCUUCCUUGGAAGAUCACAAUAAUAAUGUCCGAUUUGUCGCUGGAUUUGGUAGAAGAAAUACUAUCUAGGGUUCCAACCGCAUCUCUAACAAGAUUACGGGCUACUUGCAAAAGAUGGAACGCUUUAUUCAAAGACAGGAGAUUCAUUGAGAAGCACUCUCGUAAAGCUGCAAAGCAGCCCAUGGCUUUCAUGUUGAAGAACUCUACAAUUUUUUUAGACGAUGGACUUUUGAUUUGGAAUCCGUGUUUGGGGGAAACCAGAUGGAUCCAACCCAAAAUUAAUCGCAAGAGAUGGUCUAGAUUUUCUCUAGGUUACGACAACAACGAAGUUUGGAAUAGCUACAAAAUUUUAAGGUCUUAUGAACAAGAUUACAAAGUUGUUGGGUCUGAAAUUUAUGAAUUUAGCUCUGAUUCAUGGAGGGCCCUUGAUGUCGGAAAUACUUACUGGCUUGCUUUUAAUUCAAAAUACAAAUUCAUACUAAGUUUUGAUUUUACAAGAGAGAGAUUUAGACGUUUUUGUCUUCCAACGUUUCAGAAUCUUGGUGGGAUGGCUCUAUCAGUUGUUAGAGAAGAAAAACUCUCACUGUUACAUCGGAGCUUUGAUCCAUCAUCAAAGAUGGACAUGUGGGUGACUAAUAAUAAUAUUGAUACUGAAACUGUGUUGUGGAGCAAAUCCUUUACGGUGGAUAUAUCUACUACUGAUGGAUAUUUUCACAUUCCCAAGAGCUUUUUGAUCGACGAGGAGAAGAAAGUGGUUAUGUGCUGUAAUGCAAGUUUUGAGCCAAAUAGCGGGAAGACGGAAUACGCUAUUCAUAAAUAUCACACAGAAUCCCUUUUUGUAGAAACUACACACGUAUCAGAAUUCCCUUUUAAUUUCAGUUAUGUUCCAAGUUUGGUCCAAAUCCAGUGA
Messenger RNA from Eutrema salsugineum, 951 nucleotides. RefSeq names its product putative F-box protein At3g22710. NCBI's taxonomy places the organism in Eukaryota, Viridiplantae, Streptophyta, Magnoliopsida, Brassicales, Brassicaceae. The transcript has 4 exons. Gene Ontology annotation, molecular function: protein binding. The record is from RefSeq and is a predicted model, not a curated record. Bases 1 to 951 code for a protein of 316 amino acids.